AUGAUAAAUGAAAGGAGAUCAUCGAGAGAUGAUUAUACCUUAGAUGAUACUGGUAGCCCAUCUUCACCGUCACACCAUGAGUUAUGGAAGAGAGCACAACAAAAGAAAGGGGGAGAAUACACAUCAAAGGCUACACAAGUUAUUGCUGAGAAAAUUGAUUCUCUAGUUGAAGAAGCUGAAAAGGGUGGCUUUAUUUCGGAUGGACGUAAUGAUAUCUUAACAGCAGCCAUUGGAACAUCUGAGCAUGCCGAUCGUGUUCGUGGUGUUGGAAAACACCAUAAACUAAGCACUUUCUUUGGCAAAUCAUCUUCAUGUCAAUGA
Messenger RNA from Lathyrus sativus (Indian pea), 321 nucleotides. The record is from the annotation of a GenBank genome assembly. NCBI's taxonomy places the organism in Eukaryota, Viridiplantae, Streptophyta, Magnoliopsida, Fabales, Fabaceae.